AUGUAUGGUCAUGUUAAUCCUGUAUAUGAUCAAAAUGUAAAUAUGGGAGGUAAUUAUGAUCCAAAUGUGAUAGAAAUUGAGGGAAGAUUUUACCGGCAAUUAGAAAACGUUCAUAGGACGGUUCCUAUAACACAACAUAGUCAAAGUCAAGCAUUACAAGGUGUUCAAACGCAGGGGGUUACUACAGUAUCGAAAGUACUAGAACAACAACCGUUAACUUCUACACCUAACAAAAGAGGUAGAGACAGAAUAGAUAAUGGAAACGGUAAUGAUGAUGGCUAUACGCUAGUACAACGAAAUAAGAAACAGAACAACAAUAGAAGUAAUAAUAAAAAUAGUAGUCAGAACAAAGCAGUCAUAACAAACAAUAUUAAUAACAUGCAGAAUUAUAAUAAAUAUCAAAUGCCGAUGGAUCAGAUACAAAGGGCGGUUAUUCAUAACCUUCCCUGUUUUACCAUUAAUUUCGAAGCAAGCGUCCGUUUAUUGUCGGCAGUGAGAAUAACUGAAUUGUUAUACGAGCAUUUUAGGAAAAGUAACGUAAAAAUUGGAAAAUUCUCAUUAGCACGUUAUCAAGGGCGUCAGUUUAAAAUAAGAGUGAGCGAUAAAAAGGAUUACUUUACAUUAAGAGCACUGGAGGUCUGGCCAAAAGAAAUUGGAGAGGAUUGUAAGAAAAUGGAAAUAAUUAUUCCAAAAUUUAUUCCGGAAGAAUUCUCGCUUGUUAUUAGAUAUAUACCCACAAUGUUUAACAUAGACCAGGUCAAAUAUGAAGUAUUACAAUCAGCAGAGUCCGCGGAUAAUUUUCGUCAGAUUAUUUAUCCAUAUGAAAGAACUACAAACGAUUUUAGAUUUACAGUCGGUAAUUUAAAGGAUUUUGAAGGUUUAUUAAAAUUACAACGUAUUGGCAUAGGAAAUUUAAUGAGACCCGUCACUCCUUAUCUACCGGCAAAUAAUCUAACUUACUGCACGAAAUGUUGGAAAUUGGGACAUGUGCAGAGGGACUGUAAUAGUGAUAAAGCUAAAUGUAAAUGUUGUUUGGAAGUCUAUCAUCCACAACACAAUGAAACUUGUUCCAAACAACCCACGUGUGCUCAAUGCGGGCUUAAUCACCACUCGUUAGACCCUUCGUGUUUAGAGGUCAAAAACUACAGAUACAAUUUAAAUAAAGCGGUCAAAGAGGCUUUAAAUGAUGGUGUAAUCCAAUUGGAUAAUAGGUAUUUGACGCAACAAAUACCUCAACAAAAUUUUGAACUAAGAAGGAAUGAGUUCCCAUUAUGGAAUCAACCAUCCAGUAAUAAUAAAAUGGAAAAAAGAAAUAUCAAUGCUUGGAAUACACCUUUCGAAAAUGAACAACCAUUAGAACGAUUAGAAAUCAAAAUUGACCAUAUUGGCCGGUUUAUUACAAAUACACAAGAAAUCUUGAUUAGAAUAGCAUCAGAAGCGAAAAAAACAGAAUGUAUUAUAAGUAAUACAUGUGAAAUUAUAGAAGAAGUUAUUACAGGAAUCAAUGACUUAACGGAAAAAGUGUUAAAACCAAUGGCUAUUCGUUUAGACGAUCAAGUUGUGAAGAAGAAUGUAGAUGAGUUAGCAAACUGGACAUUAGCACUAAAUGAUAAAUUCAAGAGGAUACUGAGAGAGUCAAAAAUAUACAACGAGGUAGAACACGUAACUAGACCAAAAGAUUUGUUAGAAAAUAUGGUGUAA
Didymodactylos carnosus is the source of this 1701-nucleotide messenger RNA. NCBI's taxonomy places the organism in Eukaryota, Metazoa, Rotifera, Eurotatoria, Philodinida, Philodinidae. The record is from the annotation of a GenBank genome assembly.